CUCCCUGUCCGCGCCCGCCGGCCCUCCGCUCCGUCCUGCAGCUGCCCACUGCCCUCUCGCCGCCCACCAUGGCCCUGCUGCACUCCGGCCGCGUCCUGUCGGGGGCCGCCGCCGCCCUCCACCCAGGCCUCGCUGCCGCGGCUUCCGCCAGAGCCAGCUCCUGGUGGGCCCAUGUGGAGAUGGGGCCCCCAGAUCCCAUCCUGGGAGUCACAGAAGCCUAUAAGAGAGACACCAACAGCAAAAAGAUGAAUCUGGGAGUUGGUGCCUACCGGGAUGAUAAUGGAAAGCCUUACGUGCUCCCUAGUGUCCGGAAGGCGGAAGCCCAAAUGGCUGCAAAAAAUUUGGACAAAGAAUACCUGCCCAUUGGGGGACUGGCUGAGUUCUGUAAGGCAUCUGCAGAGCUGGCCCUGGGGGAGAAGAGCGAAGUGUUAAAAAGUGGCCGGUAUGUCACCGUGCAGACCAUUUCUGGGACUGGGGCCUUAAGGAUCGGAGCCAAUUUUCUGCAAAGAUUUUUUAAGUUCAGCCGAGAUGUCUUUCUGCCCAAACCAUCCUGGGGAAAUCACACCCCCAUCUUCAGGGAUGCUGGCCUGCAGCUACAGGGUUACCGGUACUAUGACCCCAAGACGUGCGGCUUUGACGUCACAGGCGCCCUAGAAGACAUUUCAAAAAUACCACAGCAGAGUGUUAUUCUCCUGCACGCCUGUGCCCACAAUCCCACAGGAGUGGACCCUCGCCCUGAGCAGUGGAAGGAAAUAGCAACAGUGGUGAAGAAAAACAAUCUCUUUGCAUUCUUUGACAUGGCCUACCAAGGCUUUGCCAGUGGUGAUGGUGACAAGGAUGCCUGGGCUGUACGCCACUUCAUCGAACAGGGCAUUAAUGUCUGUCUCUGCCAAUCCUAUGCCAAGAACAUGGGCUUAUACGGUGAGCGUGUGGGAGCCUUCACUAUGGUCUGCAAAGAUGCUGAUGAAGCCAAAAGGGUGGAGUCCCAGUUGAAGAUCUUGAUCCGGCCCAUGUAUUCCAACCCUCCUCUCAACGGGGCCCGGAUUGCCUCGACCAUUCUGACCAGCCCUGAUCUGCGAAAACAAUGGUUGCAAGAAGUAAAAGGCAUGGCCGACCGCAUCAUUGGCAUGCGGACUCAGCUGGUCUCCAACCUCAAGAAGGAGGGCUCCUCCCACAAUUGGCAGCACAUCACUGACCAGAUCGGCAUGUUUUGUUUCACGGGACUAAAGCCUGAGCAGGUGGAGCGGCUGACCAAGGAGUUCUCCAUCUACAUGACAAAGGACGGCCGCAUCUCUGUGGCAGGGGUCACCUCGGGCAACGUGGGCUACCUUGCUCAUGCCAUUCACCAGGUCACCAAGUAAUUUCCCUGGAGAGAGGGAACAGAGACAACCUUCCUGUCUUCAGCCCCUGCUGUUGUGAGAUCCACAUGGAGGAAGAGGGAGGGUGGAUGGUGGUGAGCAGAUCAUUUCCUUCAACCACAGUACGUAACACUCAGCGAUUCAACGUGUUUCUCAGAAAAGAACGUGUAGUGAGAUAGGGCAGAGGCACCUGUGGCUGGUGUCUGGCACUUUGUGGCUCAAACCAAACUCUCCCUCAUCCCUUUAUCUCCAGCUUUUCCGAAAGAGUUUACACGUACAAGAAGGGCAUAGCCCAAAAAAACCUAUCAGUCACACCAUUGCAAUAUUUCAGAAGCUUUAACUGAAGCCCCUUAUGAUGUUGGCAGUUGCUCUGUAGAUCAGCAUGAAAAUAGCACAUAUGAGAGGCUGUGUGAGGAGACCUAGUUGUCACAUUCACAGGCAGCUUCAUGUUAGCCCUCCUGUGACUGAGUAACCUUAUCAACAGACUGUAUUAUAGAAAUCGUGUUUUAGGAAAAUCAGCGAGUCUGCUGCCACUACAGCAAAGAAUAUAAAAGAUACUGUUUCCUGUCAUAUUUAAGAAAAAAAGAAAGAAGGUGCUCCUUUUUAAUACCUGCAGGCAUUUUAAUGUUCCUCUCUUCUCCCUUAUCACUGCUGUUCAUUUACUUAGGCACAAAGGUCUAUAACUAGCCUAGAUUUUCAUCCUGUUCUGCUUGAUUGAUCAUCAACUCCAUACUAUAGAAUAUGCUUAUUUGAAGAAUGAAGAACAUAAUUUACUGCUCAUCCCAUACCCUCACCUUUCUCGGCAGAGAAUAGCGGAGAGUAGGUAACUGCACUUUAUUUCAGCAUCCUCUUCGGGAAGUGUUUAAUUGUCUCCCGUCGGGAUGUUGCCUCUGCCCAGUUGGACCUCGUACCUUCGUUCAGUGUGGUUGUGCAGUCACUCAUCUCACAUCAUGAGACGGGCAUCGCAGGGUAGAACCAGGAAAGAGGACUUUCUGGGCUUUGGUCUUAACCUUUGUGUGCUGCCAGCUGGGCUCAAGCUUCACCCUUUGGAAAGAUAACCACCAUCUGCUCUAAUCAUGUAGACUUGUUGCAGCCUGGUUUCUCUGUUACAAUAAAGUUACUGUAGACCCAA
Diceros bicornis minor is the source of this 2490-nucleotide messenger RNA. RefSeq names its product glutamic-oxaloacetic transaminase 2 (gene GOT2). Gene Ontology annotation, molecular function: pyridoxal phosphate binding; L-aspartate:2-oxoglutarate transaminase activity. The record is from RefSeq and is a predicted model, not a curated record. Gene Ontology annotation, cellular component: mitochondrion. Lineage: Eukaryota; Metazoa; Chordata; Mammalia; Perissodactyla; Rhinocerotidae. Gene Ontology annotation, biological process: biosynthetic process; L-aspartate catabolic process. The transcript has 10 exons. Bases 69 to 1361 code for a protein of 430 amino acids.